GAGUCGCAGAACAAAGCCGUCGACGGCUUGCGCCUAAGGAUAUCUAUACCGGUAGACCUCCGACAACAGCGACGAUCCUCCCGGGCGUCAAACACAGAGCCUCCGAGUAAGUUCAAGUGUCCGUCGUACACUGCACGGCUCUGGGAGCACACAGCCUCCGGGUGGCAAGAGACGCAUCAUUUCUGUGCCGGGCUCGAAGUGGACUUGAAGAAAGACGCGGCGACAUGCGAAGACCUGUCUGAGAAUAACACGGAGCGCGAGGUGCACUUGCCCUCCACCUCGCUGACAGCUCUGACGCAACUCCAGGACUCGUUGAAGACUCCUGCCGGCCUUCUCUUGGACAUCGCGGACUGCGGCGAGUUCAAGUUCUCGGAGCUCUUCACGAAGAUGCUGGCAGAGCUGGGUGGCACAAUGGCUGGCAGCAUUUUGCAAGAGGUGGAGCUGCUCCUGCACGACCAUCCCUAUGUCACCCAGGAGCUGAAGCGUAGAAGCAUCUCCUGUUAUCCGUGCCUGCGACCGCUCCAGUUCUGGCAGGAGCGCACACCGUCCAAGGACGACGCAGUGGGUGAGGCCAUCGAGGUCUUUGUUUGCUCUGCAAGUGGGGAGAGCCAGGAGCAGCCCUCCCUGGCCUUGGCGCGGCUCUCCAAGAAGGAGACGAUGGUCUGCUUCGAAGACGACGAGGGGGGGGGCGAGAUCCGCUUCGCAGCAGUGGUGAUUUGUGAUCGCACCUCCGCGACACAGGGCCAGGCCCUCGCGCGCCUGAUUGCUACGACCUUCAUGGAUGAGGAGUUCGUGUCGGUGGCACGGUCCGCCCCGAGGUCUCCACUCAUCCUGGGAGCGUUAGAUGCCCACCUGGCGCAGCUUACCAUCGCCGGUCCCGACGGUGAAGCUGAACAAGGCGGCCAAACGCGCGUCGGGAACCCACAGCCCAAGAGGAGAUUACUUGCUCUCCCACUCCCUGGUGUCGGGCAUCCAGAGAAGGAUGAGUCCGGGCCCCCGGCCGUCGGAAACUUGCUCCGGCAAACCUGCAAGCGCAGGAAGCCAGGCUGGGGCCCCGGGCGCAACUCCGAUGCCUCGAAAGAGUCCAUCGACGAGGUGGCGCCUCCCACCAGCUACUUCAUCGAGGUCGAUCGGAAGGAGGAGGACGAAGAGGAGUGGAAGAUGGAGCGCUGCCUGAGACAAGGACUCGAAGUCGAUCUCUUCGUGAAGGCUGAUACGCCCCACUUACCGAAGGUGAGUUGCCAUGGCUUGCAGCUGGUAAAGAGGUGUGUCGUCCAAGACUCCGUGGCGAUCGACGUGAUUGCAAGCAAUCCAGGCACUGCCAUUGAUGCCGUGCUCGAGCGGCUCACCAUGUCGGGCUUGCCGGAAGCCGCAGCUGGGCAGGUCACCAAGGCUCUGCUGACCCGAGCCAGGGAUGGAGUCCAGAAGGACUCCCAGGCCAGGCCAGCGCUAGUGGACCCCGCACAGGGUGACGAGGCGUGCUUGGUCCUGACGCUCUUGAACGACCAGAUACCUGCGAGCAGCAGUAUCUGUGCGGCCUUUGUGCGCUUGAAGGUUGCCUUGCCCAUGAAUUUCGCGGCGAACACCCCUGUGAGAUUCUUGAUUGCGCUGGCGUGCCACAGUGACCGGGAGAAUGACUUGACGGAGGUCAGCGAGAGCUUAGCGGCCCUUGCAGUUGACGAGGACUUGAUCCUCAAGAUGGCCCGGGCAAAGGAUGCCUCCGCCUUCGUGGCGGCCUUCGACAGCAGACUGGGGGAGAUCGUGCUGUUGCCCCACGCGCACGUGCACUCUCGGCGGAACUUCGAAGAUGACGUCCUGCUCUCACCGAAGGGCGCGGUGCCGCAGUCACCGAAGUCGGUGCGGAUGAAGCGACGGCCCUCCAUGGACGAGGCGGGCAACGUCAUCACCAGCGUGAAGAGCGACGUGGGCUUCGACCACAUGCACAAGCACGGCCCGGGCGACGACACGGAAGAGCUGCCCUCGCUGCAAAAACACGUCUGGCGGGCCGUGGGCGUGCUGCAGAAGUAUGCGCUGCCGCUCGUCACCGGCGUGAUCGUUGCAAUGGUCUGGAAGAACACUGCCGAGGACUCCUACUGGACGGUGACGCAUGAUCCCAUCAUCCCCGGCUGGCAAAUUCUCGGCCACGACGCGAGUUUGCACUUCCUGAUCAACGACAUCUUCAUGUGCUUCUUCUUUGGCCUGGCCAUCAAAGAGGUGACGGAGGCGCUUCUCCCGGGCGGCUCCUUGAGCCCGCUUCGGCGGGCGACGAACCCAUUGAUGGCCACCCUCGGUGGCGUCUUGGGCCCGGUAGCCACCUACGUGGUGUGCGUCCUCAUCUUCGACAGCUUUGGCUCCUUCAAUGGCAUGCAGUGCCAGCAUCCUGCCAGUGAUGUUGCAGACGCCUCGCACCGUCGCCUUGCGGGCUCCGAUGCCGAGGUGCCAAUGGUCACCGUCGACUGUACCCUCGCAGACAUCGUCAAUGGCUGGGGAGUUCCCACGGCCACGGAUAUUUCCCUGGCCUGGAUGUUUGCAAUCUUGAUCUUCGGUGCCGGCCACCCUGCGAUCAACUAUCUCUUGCUGCUUGCGAUCGCGGACGAUGCGCUUGGCAUGGCGAUUAUCGCCAUCGCGUACCCCAACCCAGCACACCCGGUGGAGCCGGUGUGGCUACUGCUGGUGGUGGUCGGGGCAGUUGUCGCGUGCUUUCUGCGAAUGGCAAAGGUGCGCUUCUGGUCUGCCUACGUCUUCAUCGCCGGGCCCAUCGCCUGGUUGGGCUUGAUCCUGGCGCAGGUGCAUCCUGCCCUCGCACUAGUCUUCAUCGUACCCUUCAUGCCGGCGCACCACGCCCACGGCGGAGGGGAUGACCACGUGAGCCACGCAAAGAGCCAGGUGGCGAAGGUGCGGGACCUCAUUCCGCACAACAAGAGCGAAAUGCUGAUACGAGCAGCACAAGAGUUCAUGGCUCGUCAGAGCGCUCCACUGCAUGCUUUCGAGCACCACAUGAAGCUCUUCGUGGAUUUCGGGAUGUUCUUCUUCGGCCUGGCCAAUGCCGGGGUCAAAGUUGGAGGCCUCGGCUCGCUGACCUGGGCCACGGUCAUCGCCCUCAUCGCCGGGAAGACCCUCGGCAUCGUCUUCUUCUCCCUGUCCGCCCACUGCAUGGGCUUCCUUCUCCCCGUAGGCUUGACGGUCGUGGACCUCUUUGCAAUGUCGGCGCUCGGCGGGGUCGGGCUCACCGUCGCGCUCUUCGUCUCCAACGAGGCCUUCACGGACAAGGGCCUCCAGAGUCAGGCGAAGAUGGGCGCACUGUUGUCCGUGGCCUCAGCGCUGGUGGCCUUCCUCUUCAAGUUUUGUGGCGACCGGGUCUUCCACCGGCGCAAGCCGUGCCAGGAGGAGCCGACCGAGACCAACGUUGAGGUCGUCUACUCCGACGACGAGGUGGAGGCAGACGAGUGGCUGGACGUAGUCGCCAUGAACGACAUCAUGCAGGUGCUGUGGACCCAGCGCAAGUACCAGUCCCGUGGCACCGCGCUGCCCAUCCGGAAGCUCGUGCGGACGGUCAGCAAGAACAGCACCGCGUGGAACAGGAUGGAGUUGGAAGGCCGGAGCAGCGCAUGGGGUCGGAUGACGACCCCCGGCAGCAAGGAUGGCCGAGAAGAGCUCCAAGCCAGGAGCUCCAAGACCUCCCACGACGAGGCCACCCGGGCCGGCAGCAAGGAAUGA
Molecule: messenger RNA, 3717 nt
Organism: Symbiodinium sp. CCMP2592
Lineage: Eukaryota; Dinophyceae; Suessiales; Symbiodiniaceae
Source: the annotation of a GenBank genome assembly